Drosophila subpulchrella is the source of this 1360-nucleotide messenger RNA. RefSeq names its product serine protease snake. Gene Ontology annotation, molecular function: serine-type endopeptidase activity. Gene Ontology annotation, biological process: proteolysis. The transcript has 5 exons. The coding region runs from base 28 to 1317 and encodes 429 amino acids. The record is from RefSeq and is a predicted model, not a curated record. Lineage: Eukaryota; Metazoa; Arthropoda; Insecta; Diptera; Drosophilidae.
UCGGUCAAUCGAGCAAGACCUAUACAGAUGGCGGAUUCGAAGCGACUUUGUGUUUAUAUAGCAAUUUGUGUGCUGUCUGGCGGAUUUCAAGUGAAGGGACAGUGGGAAUUUCCUAAUCAGCCUACGGAUCCGAACCAAAAUCCCAAUCCAGAGCCGGAUCCAACCAGGUGGGACUUCAACAACUACAAUAGCAACGGUUACAACGGUCAGUGGUCGCCGGGUUACUCUAACAACUACGGAUAUUAUAGACCGCCACCGCCACCACCUCCUCCUCCGCCCUGUGGACGGCCACCACCGGGACCUCCGCCACCGGGUCCACCUCCUCCGGGGCCGCCACCCGGUUGCCCUGAAGGUCCGCCACCACGCCCGCCACCUCGUCACGGGGAAAAUGGCCCCAGACGAUGGCAACCCCGUCGUCCGCCGCCCAAUCAUCAUAUGAACUUCCACAACAUCUUCCUAAACAUGGAGCGUAAGGUGGACGAGGAGAACUUCAACAAGACCGCGGAGACGGAGGAUUUGCAUGAUGACUUCAAUGGGCGAUCCAUUGUGGCACCUGGACAGUACCCACACAUGGCCGCUCUGGGAUUCCGGAAUGAGAACCAGGAGAUCGACUACAAGUGCGGAGGCAGCCUUAUCAGUGAGAACUUUGUGCUCACCGCCGCUCACUGUCUUACUACUCACGGAACCGCUCCCGAUGUGGUAAAAAUCGGAGACAUUAAGCUAAAGGAAUGGGAGAACGACGUGGCCCCUCAAAGACGACGGGUUAAGAAAAUUUAUCUGCACCCGCUGUACAACUCGACUCUUAACUACCAUGACAUCGGACUUAUCGAAUUGAACAGACCUGUGGAGUACACCUGGUUUGUGAAGCCCGCCCGGUUGUGGCCUAAAAAUGAGAUACCCUACGGCAAGCUGCACACCAUGGGAUAUGGAUCGACAGGAUUCGCCCAGCCGCAGACCAACAUCCUCACGGAACUCGAUCUGUCGGUGGUGCCAAUUGAUCAGUGCAAUACCAGUCUGCCCGCCGAUGAAAGUACUCCCCAGGGAAUACUCACGAGUCAGAUUUGCGCCCAUGACUAUGAGAAAAAUAGGGAUACUUGUCAGGGCGAUUCCGGAGGACCACUUCAAUUGAACUUGGAGCGACGAAGACGCCGGCACAGAAGCCGCAGGCAUUAUCGCUACUACCUCGUGGGAAUCACAUCUUAUGGAGCCUAUUGUCGCAGUGAAUUCCCCGGUGUUUACACGCGCGUUUCUUCAUAUAUCGACUGGAUAGCAUCUAUAGUGUGGCCCACUUACUAUAGCGAGUUUACUAAUCAAUAAAUGUAGUCAGUAAUAAAAUUGUGCAAUCAGAAAGCUAUGAGUU